Messenger RNA from Nyctereutes procyonoides (raccoon dog), 942 nucleotides. Its product is annotated as olfactory receptor 4D1. Gene Ontology annotation, biological process: G protein-coupled receptor signaling pathway. Lineage: Eukaryota; Metazoa; Chordata; Mammalia; Carnivora; Canidae. The transcript has a single exon. The record is from RefSeq and is a predicted model, not a curated record. Bases 1 to 942 code for a protein of 313 amino acids. Gene Ontology annotation, molecular function: G protein-coupled receptor activity; olfactory receptor activity. Gene Ontology annotation, cellular component: membrane.
AUGGAAGCACAGAAUAUCACACAAGUGUUCCAGUUUGUCCUUUUAGGAUUUUCACAGACCCAGGAGCUCCAGAAAUUCCUGUUCCUGGUGUUCUUAUUUGUCUAUGUCACCACCAUUGUGGGAAACAUCCUUAUCAUGGUUACAGUGACUUCUGACUCUCGGCUCCACACGCCCAUGUAUUUUCUGCUCCGAAAUCUGGCUGUCAUAGAUCUCGGCUAUUCCACAGUCACUUCUCCAAAAAUGCUGGUGGACUUCUUUCAUGAGGUCAGGACCAUCUCCUACCAGGGCUGCAUGGCCCAGAUCUUCUUCUUUCACCUCUUGGGUGGUGGGACUGUCUUCUUCCUUUCAGUAAUGGCCUAUGACCGCUACAUAGCCAUCUCCCGGCCCCUCCACUAUGUCACCAUCAUGAACCCUCGAUUGUGUGUGGGGCUAGUGGUGGCUGCUUGGGUAGGGGGAUUUGUUCACUCCAUUGUCCAGCUUGCUCUGAUGCUCCCGUUACCUUUUUGUGGCCCCAACAUCCUGGAUAACUUCUACUGUGAUGUCCCACAACUGCUGAGACUCGCCUGUACUGAUACCUCCCUUCUGGAGUUCCUCAUGAUCUCCAACAGUGGGAUGUUGGUUCUCAUCUGGUUCCUUCUCCUUCUGAUAUCUUACACGGUCAUCCUGGUGAUGCUGAGGUCCCACUCAGGGCAAGCCAAGAAGAAGGCAGCUUCCACAUGUACCACUCACAUCAUUGUGGUGUCUAUGAUCUUCAUUCCCUGUAUCUAUAUCUACUCCCGGCCCUUCACUCCUUUCCCCAUGGACAAGGCUGUGUCCAUCAGCUACACAGUUAUGACCCCCAUGCUCAACCCCAUGAUCUAUACCCUAAGGAAUCAGGAGAUGCAGGCAGCCAUGAAGAGAUUAGGCAAGCGCCUCAUGGUAUGUAACAGAAAGUGGACUUAA